Molecule: messenger RNA, 7767 nt
Organism: Oreochromis aureus
Lineage: Eukaryota; Metazoa; Chordata; Actinopteri; Cichliformes; Cichlidae
Product: sodium-driven chloride bicarbonate exchanger-like
Exons: 32
Coding region: 2139-7451 (1770 amino acids)
Biological process (GO): regulation of intracellular pH; bicarbonate transport; monoatomic anion transport
Cellular component (GO): nucleus; basolateral plasma membrane; plasma membrane
Molecular function (GO): monoatomic anion transmembrane transporter activity; DNA-binding transcription factor activity; solute:inorganic anion antiporter activity
Source: RefSeq, a predicted model, not a curated record
UUUGUCUUUGAUUUAUUUUAUAUGGGUGAUAUAAUACAGAUACAGCCGUUAUAAUAUUAUUUGAAAAUUGAAAAGGCAUAACUGCUGUUCACACUAGAUUAUGCUCAGCUGGUCAAUGGAGGGUGUGUACAAGGCAGGGAGCCGAGAUCCUAACCUGCUCUACAUCUCCCUGAGGGACAAUGCUGGCUAUGGGCAUGACAAAUCAGCCCCCUCCUCUUUGGUUAUGUCCACUAGCUAGCUGAGCCAAUAAAUAGAUGACUUAAUCUGAUAAACAGGCAGUGCAUCACCUAGGGAAACAGAGUUGCUGCACGGGUGAUUCAACAAUUGGCUUGUUGAGGGGGGAAAAAAGGAAGCCCACUUUGCUUAUUAAAGAUCAGCGAUGGAAGUGAACCAUAAUCCUGUAAUGAGUAGAGCAGAGAGUGGCCUCUUUUCCUUGGGCACAGACAAGCCCGUGCUUGCAUGUUUCACAGGAAUAGAUUGUUGGAACCAGUAGCCUUUCUGUAAUGACCCCUCUUGUUAGCUUCAGAAAUUCAUAGCUCUUCAUUAGAGAUACAAACUGGUGGCUGUGUUCACCAAUGCAAUGGGCCUUUAUUGGUCUUCUCUUUAGCUUCCACACCACACUGCAGUGUAACUAAACCAGAAGUUACUCAGUGAAGUAGAAAUGAUCAACUGAGGCAGUUAGUGAUAUUGUAAUGGGCUCCUUGAUAGUGAGUGGUGUUUCUUAUCAUCUAUGAGAACCAUCUGGUAAUAAUAAUGCGAUUAAACGGAAGUGUAAAAGUUGCCACAGUGUUGAAUCGAUGCCUUUCGGACAGAGGAGACCCUUCACAAUGACACACCGUGGCUCUGGUGAACAGUGAAGUGGAAAGUUUGAAAUUCAGGACAAUUUACAAAGGCCUCACAAUCAUAGAGAGGACUGCGAGGAAAUGUAUAUCAAACCACUCCCUUUGAACAGCGGUAGUGUUAACUUGGUAAUAACCUUGUUAGUAAGUUAAGCUGGGAGCCAUGCUGCAGCUGCUCUCUUUGCACUGGGGACUGAGCCACUGCAACUUGCGGCUAUCCUAACAUUUACUUCCAUCUUCUCAAUCAGGACUGAUUUAUUUUACUGCGCCGGGGGGCUUCGUUUAUUUUCGAAGUGGUCUGAUUAACAAUCAUUUCUAUUUUAGAGUUGUUUUAUUCUCUAUCUGCUGUCGAUAUUCUCAAACUCACUGUCAGUUAUCUCAGAGACCUGCACCCUCUUGAGAUCAAAUUUAUUCUGUCUUUAAAUAUAUUUUCCGAGUAAUUAGAUUUUACCACUCGGACUUAAUGUUUCUCCCAUCUCCUUCUUACACUUGCUUUCUCAAACGGACAAAAAUUAAAUUAACUAAACUGCAUAAUGGUAAUUUCAACUCAAAACUCCGAGUCCUACUUUGUGUCUCUCUGGCAGUGAGCUGUGUUUGCCACAGCAGCCCCUGUUACCGGUGCGCCGGUUCAUAACUUUAGUGCAUAAAAUAUUUACCAGGACUGGGACUCAUAAACACAUCUUCAGUGGGACGCCAUGAUUUCACGCUAUAUCACAAACAUUUUAAGGCAUCAGAUGCACCGCCUGUCAUGGACUGUCAUUUUUGGCGUGUUAAUAAUAUAUCUUGGUUUCUUCGGCAGACAUACUUUGGCACUCAUGGCACAUAAAUAGGUAAAUAACGUGGAUAAAGGUAAAUAACGCCGCUGUCGUCACAGCUGACAGCAGAAAACAAUUUUCAUAACUAUGAUAUAUCUUUUUUUCUAUUUUUUGGGGUUAUUUUUUUUGUUUAUUUCAUAUACUGCUAAAAAAGAGUCUGUCUCCAUAUGUUUUAUUCAAAUAUAGGCCCAUGUCACACUACAAACAAAUCACUUUGCUCAUAGCGCUCUUCUGAUCGUCCUAAUUAAGAGCUGUCUAAUUAAAUUACAGCCCUGGGUUAACCAAUCGCAGUACUUGUUUCAUUAGCAAAGCAGCGAGAGUGAUGGAAAGAAAAUCCUUCCUGAUUGCAGGAUGGUGUCAAUUGGCUAAUUUGCUGCCUUCCGUACCUCAAGUCAUCGUAAGGCGUUUCGUAGUGUUAGAUUAGGAAAGGCGUGUGCAAAAGCUUGUGAUAUAGGUUGAGCUAAUAGUAGCUUCCUAUUGAGCUAUGCAGGUCGAGAAUUGCAUCUCGCCGGCGAGUGAUCUCUCCAAGAAAUUUAUGAAUGUGGGCAGUGGCUUUUCGAGCUCCAAUGGAUCAGAGCUUUCGUUGCAGGACCAUCCUAUUAUAUCUGCAAGUGACAACCUGGAGAGAAGUUCACCUCUGAAAAAAAACUCCAGGGAGAUGACGAAUCAGUCAGAGGCAGACAAUUUUCCCGACUCCAAGGACGCAUCAGGGGACGUCCAGAGGGGCAAACUCUCUCCUGAUCUUCACGGAGUCUCUGACAUCCGUCAUAAUUUCGAUGGAUCUGCAGGAGAAAGGUGCAUCUUUUCUCCAUCUACCCAGCCGCAGUCAGUCUCAGCAGCUCCCAGUGCCAUGUUCCCUUACCCGAGCCAGCAUGGACCAGCGCACCCGGCUUUUUCUAUCGGAAGUCCCAGCCGAUACAUGGCACAUCAUCCGGUCAUAACCAAUGGAGCUUACAACAGCCUUUUAACCAACACUUCUCCUCAAGGCUACCCGACAGCGGGUUACCCUUACGCGCAACAGUAUGGACACACAUACCAAGGAGGUGCUUUUUACCAGUUCUCCUCAGCGCAAGCAGGACUGGUUCCGGGGAAAGCGCAGGUGUAUCUGUGCAACAGGGCCCUGUGGCUGAAGUUUCACAGACACCAAACAGAGAUGAUCAUCACAAAGCAAGGACGACGAAUGUUUCCAUUUUUAAGCUUCAACAUUUCUGGCCUUGACCCAACUGCCCACUACAAUAUAUUUGUGGAUGUAAUACUCGCCGAUCCAAAUCACUGGCGAUUUCAAGGAGGAAAGUGGGUGCCUUGCGGAAAAGCAGACACGAAUGUCAUAGGCAAUAGGGUUUACAUGCACCCGGAUUCGCCAAAUACCGGUGCGCACUGGAUGCGUCAAGAAAUAUCAUUUGGAAAGCUUAAGCUCACAAACAACAAAGGUGCCUCCAACAACACGGGGCAGAUGGUGGUUCUCCAGUCUCUCCACAAGUACCAGCCCAGGCUCCAUGUGGUGGAAGUAAACGAGGAUGGGACAGAAGACACCAGCCAGCCAGGAAGAGUCCAGACUUUCACCUUCUCAGAAACGCAAUUCAUCGCUGUCACAGCUUACCAGAAUACCGAUAUUACGCAACUGAAAAUUGACCACAAUCCAUUCGCUAAAGGAUUUCGGGACAACUAUGACACUGUCUACACAGGCUGCGACAUUGACCGCCUAACUCCAUCACCGGGUGACUCUCCGCGUUCACAGAUCGUGCCGGGUGCGAGAUAUGCCAUGCCUAGCUCUUUCCUGCAGGACCAAUUUGUCAGCACUUAUGCCAAAUCUCGCUUUCACCCUGGCGUGGGGACUGGGCCUGGCACGGAGCGCAGCGUCCCACUCGGCAACAGCUUGCUAUCCCCGCAGCAAACCGAGGAGCCCAGUGUUGCCACCCCCCCGCAGCGAUGGUUUGUCACCCCUGCCAACAACCGACUGGACUUUGCUGCCUCGGCAUACGACGCCGCUGAUUUUGCCGGUAACGCGGCCACCUUACUGUCCUACGCAGCGGCCGGAGUGAAGGCUCUUCCCCUGCCGACUGCAGGCUGCUCCAACCGGCCUCUUGGCUAUUACGCAGACCCGUCUGGCUGGGGAGGACGCACGCCGCCGCAGUAUUGUGGUGUAAAUAGUAAAUCCAGCUCGGUCUUUUCCUGCUGGCCCACUAACACCAUCGGUGGCAGAACAGGCACCAGCUACCUGUCCGAGGAGGGAGACUCCAUCACCACAGAGAGAUCACCCAUCGGCGGCUCGGAGGAGACCAAACCUAAAGACAUGACGUCUGAGUCGAGCUGGAUUGAGACGCCGUCCUCCAUCAAGUCCAUCGAUUCGAGCGAUUCUGGUAUCUUUGAACAGGCCAAGCGGAGAAGGAUCUCACCUUCUGCAACACCGGUUUCAGAGACAGUGUCCCCGUUAAAGUCUGAGCUGCUGACACCGAGAGAGUGUGAGAAAAACUGCACAAAGGACAUUGGUUAUUACAGUUUCUAUCCUCACAAGGAACAUGGAUACCGCGGAUCAGGGUGCUCAGAUAGAGCCGCUGCUGCCAUCGAGGACACUAAGGGAGAGCUCAUGCAGUCUGAAAACGAACAGGCACCUUGGUUUUUCAAUGAUCAGAGAAAUGACGAUGAAGCGGUGGUGGACAGAGGGGGAACGCGGUCCGAGCAGAGAACCAACUUUGAGCAAGAAGAUCUUGAAGGUCACAGGACUCUCUACAUUGGGGUCCACGUCCCUUUGGGCAGUACCAGACACCGCAGCCAUCGCCGGCACCGCCACCAUGGAAACAAGUACAGCAGGAGGCGAAGCAAGGAGCGAGUCCGCACUUUGGUGGAGGGUAGAGAGUCUCCGAUUUAUGAUACUCCGUCCCAGAGAGUGCAGUUCUUGCUGGGUGCAGAAGAUGAUGAUGAGGAGCACAUUCCUCAUGAUCUCUUCACAGAGAUGGAUGAGAUCUGUGUGAGGGAAGGACAGGAUUCAGAGUGGAGGGAAAGUGCCAGGUGGCUGAAGUUUGAGGAGGAUGUUGAGGAUGGAGGGGAACGAUGGAGCAAGCCCUACGUAGCAACGCUGUCUCUUCACAGUUUGUUUGAGCUGCGCUGUUGCAUUAUCAACAGCACCGUGCUGCUCGAUAUGAGGGCAAGCACCAUUGAAGAGAUUGCAGACAUGGUCUUAGACCACCAGGACUUGUACUCACCACUGGGGGAUGAGCUCAGAAAGAAAGUGCGUGAAACACUACUGAAGCAGCACCAUCACCAGAACCAGAAGAAGCUAGCUAAUCGCCUGCCACUUGUACGAUCCAUCGCCGACAUUGGCCGGAAAACAUCUGAGCUUCAUCUGGAUAAAAAUGGUCAGCUGACCGCCUCCCAGUCUCAGUUAGCAGUUCAAGACGGCAAAGGGGACAUCAGUAGAGAUAACAGCUCUGUGGACUUCAGCAAGAUAGACAUUCAUUUCAUGAAGAAGAUCCCACCGGGAGCGGAAGCCUGUAAUGUGUUAGUUGGCGAGCUGGAAUUCCUGAACAAGCCAGUGGUGGCGUUUGUCCGCCUUUCACCGGCGGUUUUGCUCAACGGACUGGCUGAAGUCCCGAUUGCCACAAGGUUUCUAUUUAUUCUCCUGGGUCCCUUGGGUAGAGGGCCUCAGUAUCAUGAGAUUGGGAGAUCUAUUGCAACACUGAUGACAGAUGAGGUUUUCCAUGAUGUUGCCUAUAAAGCUAAAGAUCGAAAUGAUAUAAUUGCUGGUAUCGAUGAAUUCCUUGAUCAAGUGACAGUCCUGCCUCCUGGGGAAUGGGACCCAUCCAUACGGAUAGAGCCACCCAAAAAUGUACCUUCUCAGGAGAAAAGAAAGAAAAGUAACAUUUUACCAAAUGGAUUAGUAGAGGGGGAUGAAGAAGAAGAGCACGAUGCUCAUGGCAGUCCAGAACUGCAGCGUACCGGGAGGUGGUUUGGCGGUCUCAUUUUAGACAUCAAACGCAAGGCCCCUCACUACCUGUCUGACUACACUGAUGCUUUUAGCUUACAGUGUGUCGCCUCUUUCUUAUUCCUCUACUGUGCCUGCAUGUCCCCUGUCAUCACCUUUGGAGGACUACUGGGCGAGGCAACAGAAGGACGCAUAAGUGCAAUUGAGUCACUGUUUGGAGCCUCACUGACUGGAAUUGCCUAUUCCCUGUUUGCCGGGCAGCCCCUUACCAUUCUGGGGAGCACGGGGCCUGUGCUUGUUUUUGAAAAGAUAUUGUUCAAAUUCUGCAAGGAGUAUGGCUUGUCCUAUCUGUCACUGAGGACCUGUAUCGGCCUGUGGACAGCUUUCCUCUGUAUUCUGCUGGUGGCCACAGAUGCCAGUUCCCUCGUUUGUUACAUCACACGUUUUACAGAGGAAGCCUUUGCCUCACUCAUCUGCAUCAUUUUCAUCUACGAGGCCUUGGAGAAACUCAUCCACCUGGGGAAACACUAUCCCUUUAACAAGAACAACAACCUGGACAAACUCACCUUGUACUCAUGUUCAUGCGUUGAGCCUUCUGACCCCACCAAUGGCACCCUGAAGUACUGGGAGAUGAACAACAUCACCGCUUCAGAAAUCUAUUGGGAAGCACUGGAGGUCAAGGGCUGUAUUGAAAAUCGUGGGGAGUUUGUGGGCAGCGCCUGUGGACCUCAAGGACCCUACGUUCCUGACGUUCUCUUCUGGUGUGUCAUUCUCUUCUUUUCCACGGUCUUCAUGUCAGCUUUCCUCAAGGAGUUCAAGUUCAGCAAUUACUUUCCCACCAAGGUCAGGUCCGUUAUCAGUGACUUUGCUGUUUUCAUUACUAUCCUAACCAUGGUCUUGGUUGACUAUGCGUUAGGGGUCCCCUCUCCAAAACUGAAAGUUCCCAGUGUGUUUAAGCCGACAAGAGAUGAUAGAGGUUGGUUCAUCACCCCAUUGGGGCCUAACCCCUGGUGGACAGCAGUCAUAACGGUGGUGCCAGCUAUGCUUUGCACCAUCCUUAUCUUCAUGGACCAGCAGAUCACAGCUGUCAUAAUCAACAGAAAGGAACACAAACUCAAGAAAGGCUGUGGAUAUCAUCUAGAUCUGUUCAUGGUUGGGGUUAUGCUAGGUGUUUGCUCUUUGAUGGGGUUGCCAUGGUUUGUAGCAGCCACCGUCCUCUCCAUCACCCAUGUCAACAGUCUGAAACUUGAAUCAGAGUGCUCAGCUCCCGGGGAGCAGCCCAAGUUCCUUGGUAUCAGAGAGCAACGCUUUACUGGGCUCAUGAUCUUUGCUCUUAUGGGGUGCUCGGUCUUCAUGACAUCAGUGCUCAAGUUCAUACCCAUGCCUGUGUUGUAUGGAGUAUUCCUUUAUAUGGGGGCAUCCUCUCUCAGAGGCAUUCAGCUUUUUGACCGUCUCAGAUUGUUCGGUAUGCCAGCCAAGCACCAGCCAGAUUUCAUCUACCUACGACAUGUACCCCUGAGGAAGGUGCACCUCUUCACCAUCAUCCAGCUCAGCUGUUUGGUUCUUCUGUGGAUCAUCAAGACAUCCAGGGCUGCCAUUGUGUUUCCUAUGAUGGUGUUGGCUUUGGUGUUUAUCAGGAAAUUGAUGGACUGUAUCUUCACCAAGAGAGAGCUAAGCUGGUUGGAUGACCUCAUGCCAGAAAGCAAGAAGAAGAAACUAGAGGAUGCUGAAGAGGACGAGGAGCAGAGUAUAUUGGCAGAAGAUGACAGAGUAGAGCAAGUGCCAUUAGAAGGGUAUAAAGGAAUACCCAUCAUCAACAUCACAGAUGAAAUGUCCAAAGGUUCUUUUGGAAAUACUUGGAAUGCCAGUGGUUGAGAUACUUCAGAAAGACAACAGUAUGUUACAUCACUCUCAGCAUUUCUCCACAAGUAGAAAUAAAAGCUGGAGAAGAUGAAAGUCAGUGUGGACAGCAUCCUGAGUCUUUGUCAUUGUUCCGUCUGUGUUUUCAAACAAAUCUACAUUGUGUGUUAAUAUCAUCGAUCCUUCAAGUUUAGUUUUGCAAAGCUCUAUAAGUAAACAACUGCUUUAUCUGAUGUUUCCCAGUUAUUAUGAACUAAUAGAACCUGCUAUCUAAUUUUCUCUUGUUGUUAACGUCUAACUCUAUAUACUGUUUGGAUUUACUGAAUGUAAA